AUGGAUGAGAUAUAUCAUAAGCUCGCCGAGUUCAACAAGCGGCGCGUUACCCAUUCCCCAGAUGUCCUCUCGUUCAAUUACAGUGAGCUCUGGUGCAGGGAUGAUACCGGAAUUGUUGACUACCAUGAAGGCGUCACGACUAUACCCGACGUCGCGUCGUGGCUGGCUACAGAAACGAGAACAGCAGCGACAGGGCCCGAGUCACUGAUUUUGCGUCUUGUAUGGCCUAAAUUUUUUCUGGAUGACAACCGCGUUGAGCUUCCCGAGGACGCCAAGGACCAAAUACUGGAAAAGUUUGGCCUUGGCCUUGCUUACAGUUACUUCCCAAGCUACGUCGCUGGCGUAAAUGCCUUUCCCAAGGUUGUCAAGCCUGAAGCAGAUCAACAGGCCUACGCUUUCUGCUAUGCGCCCAAGCUUGCGUCCAUAUGGUCACAUACUCGCUUCAGGCCACCUGCUUCACGCCCAGGCGUCGUCUAUGGUAUGAUCCUAGCUGGAGAUAAGGAGCAGCAAUACUUGAACAAGCUUCUCAAGAGCAAAAGCAAAUGGAACAUUGGCACCGCAAGUCAUGCCAUGUUCCCUGCAUUUCUUUUUACCUUCAUGUUCCAUGUGGAGAUCGAGGUAACGCAGCAUGAGAUGAAGCCAGGCAUUCAGCAGAUAGAAGCACGAACAGGGUAUUCAGACUUCAAGACAGCACGAAAGAAGCCCGCAGCCGGCGAGCUAGGUUCACUCAGUGCGCAGAUGAGUGGCUUCGCGGUCCGUCUGGCGAGUACGGAGAGAAAAGACAAGACGCUGCGAAAGCUGAUGGAGUUUGUCCAACGCAAACUGGAUGCUCCCCAAAGUGCAACACCCGAGGCAGAUGCGCUCAUGAGAAACCACGUAGGGGUUCUGCAAGAGCGGCUAACUAUGCAGGCCAUGGAUAGGGAGUACACUUUGAAGAGGGUGCAGAUCCAAAUUGAUGUGCUGAAUAACCUCAUUUCAGAGAACUACAGUCUUUCAAACUACAUCAUCUCCAAAUCUACUCUUCGCGACGCUGCUUCCAUGAAGACGCUAGCCUUUGUUACCAUGUUCUUUUUGCCUGGAAGCUUUAUAUCCGCACUUUUCUCAACUGAUCUAUUCAACUGGGAUAAGGCAGACGGAGGAGGAAUCGGCAUUGAACCCACGCCGCAGUUUCGACUGUAUUGGGCCAUCACGAUCCCGUUAACUCUCAUCACAUUCAUUCUCUACUUCAUAUGGGCUGAGUUCUCCAGCUUUGAUCGUAGCCAGCAAAGAGAGCAGAGGAGAUGGGGCUUUCCCAGGAGUGACAGCAUGAAAUCUGAAGAGCAAACCCGGUCCGCAAUGCAGUUAUUGAAGGAUCAGCGAGAGCGCGUUAGUGAAGCGUAUGCAAUGGCCAAAAAAAGACAGACAGUUUUUGGCCAUAACGAGGAAGAGUCGAUACCCAUUUCUGCGAUGAACAAGUGA
Fusarium sp. VM40 is the source of this 1458-nucleotide messenger RNA. NCBI's taxonomy places the organism in Eukaryota, Fungi, Ascomycota, Sordariomycetes, Hypocreales, Nectriaceae. The record is from the annotation of a GenBank genome assembly.